Dendronephthya gigantea is the source of this 2665-nucleotide messenger RNA. RefSeq names its product metabotropic glutamate receptor 1-like. NCBI's taxonomy places the organism in Eukaryota, Metazoa, Cnidaria, Anthozoa, Malacalcyonacea, Nephtheidae. The coding region runs from base 58 to 1887 and encodes 609 amino acids. Gene Ontology annotation, biological process: regulation of synaptic transmission, glutamatergic; G protein-coupled glutamate receptor signaling pathway. The transcript has 3 exons. Gene Ontology annotation, cellular component: membrane. Gene Ontology annotation, molecular function: adenylate cyclase inhibiting G protein-coupled glutamate receptor activity. The record is from RefSeq and is a predicted model, not a curated record.
ACUGAUGUCGUUCUGCUGUUUUGCAGUGCUCCAAUAAUCAAACCCCUCAUUACGAAAAUGGCGAUUUUGAUAAAAAAUUUUAAUAAUAUCCAGCUGUUAUGCUCAGAUGCCAUAGGUUACUCUUGGCUUUUAGACUAUAUCUCUAGAAAAAAAACAGAAUAUGUUUACAUCAGUAUAAAAACAAAUAUCAUCAAAGACUUCCGUGACUACUUAGAAAAUUUAAGUGCCGAGAAAAUGAACAUGGUGCCCUGGUUUAAGCGCGUGUACCAACAAAUCAUGAAUUGUUCUUUCAAAACUGAGAGGAAAAGGUCGCGAAGAUGCCAUUCAAAUCAGACAUUUGGAAAGACGUUAUCGUCAGGAUUUCCGAAAGAUUCCACCACUAACGUUAUAGAUGCGGUGUAUGUCUUCGCGCAUGGCCUUCACCAAGAAUUGACAGCUCGGUGCCCAAAUCUCGCUAAUUGUGCGCAAAACGGCAACGUAUUUGGCGCGUCAUUACUUAAACUAAUCCGUAAUUCGAGCUUUCAGAGCGCUGAUGGAAGGAGAGUUUAUAUCGAUCAAAAAGGCGAUGUGACGGGAGGAUAUGCGUUUGAAUAUAUCACAACUAGGAAGGAUGGUACGCGGGAAAGUAAAAUAAUAGGUGAUUGGCAGGGUCGAUUGAGUCUGAACUUGAACUCGAUAUAUAAUUCUGGUUUGACCUCGGCAAAAGCGCAGUGUUCUGAACCAUGUAAGAAAAACGAAAUAAGACAAAGAAACCACGAAAAACCAUGCUGUUGGAAAUGUGUAGAAUGUCAGGCUGGGUCAAUUGCCCGAAACGAAACAAUUUGUCAUCCCUGUGGCCAGGGUUAUUUGGCAAACCAAAAGAAGGCAGAGUGCGUAAAAAUCCAAGAUCUUUUCUAUAGUUUGGACGAACGAAUCUCAAAUUUACUGGUUGUCCCUCCUUUGGUACUUUCUGCGUUAGGAUUAUUGGGUAUUCUUUUCACUCUUAGCAUAUUCAUAAGAUUCCAUUCCAAUCCACUGAUUAAAGCAUCUGGGCGCGAAUUGUGCUAUCUUGUACUUACUGGGCUUCUCUUUUCACUCAUUUUCCCGAUUCUUUGUGUCUUUAGACCAUCUGGCGUCAAGUGUCUCUCUCAAUUCAUUCUUGACAGUCUUCCGCUUACGAUAUCACUCGUUCCAAUCCUGAUGAAAACUAACCGCGUCGUUCGAAUAUUUGACCCUGCACGAAGAAUAACGGACCAACCUUCGUUAGCAGGCUCACUACCACAACUUGUUUUAUCCAACUUGUUAAUCAGUUUACAAAUUAUCUUCUUGCUUGUGUUAGUUCUUCUGCAUUUUCCCGAUCAGAAAUUAGUUUAUUUCUCGCCAACAGAGGUGCAUCUUGUUUGCAGCACAACAAAUAGCCAGCUUCUUGUAGCACAUCUGUAUAACGUUAUCUUGAUAAUCGCCUGCACUUACUACGGUUUUCGAGCUAGAAAUAUACCUAGUAAUUUUAACGAAGCCAAAUCCAUUGCUUUUGCAAUGUACGCAUCGUGUGUAAGUAUUGUUGUAUUCUUUGUUGCAUUCUUGGUUGUGGCCACUGGUAGUUCCAAUAAGAUAAUUCAGCAGGCUUUACACUCAUAUCGCGUUUCGCUCUUAGCCAACGUCAUUCUAUUUUGCUUCUUCGCUCCUAAAAUUUACAUCAUUCUUUUUCGACGCCAACUGAUCCAAAGGCACUUAUUUUCUUUCAAUGGCGGGGGAACAACUGUUUGUUACUCACAAGGAAGCCAAGGCUAUGUGAGAAACAGUAGAACGUCUGAAAUUGAGGCACCAAAGACAAUCCAAAGAUCACAAGUUCCUACAGAAAUGCCUAUCUGCAGAAAACGACAAGAUUGGAAACGCUGGACAAUCUAGGCAACAUCAUGAAGCCUAGUUCAUACGUCGCAUUUUGGUCGCGUCGAAUGCAAUUCAAACAUAGGUAAUGAGAUAGUAAAUCUUAUUCAGCCUCAUUAUCAUGUCAUUAUCUGCUGUUUAAUUGCAUUUGACGCGACCAAAAUGCGACGUAUGAACUAGGCCUAACGCACACGAAUUGGUACCAAUGCAUGGUAAUUGCCAUGAGUAUCAUGCUGCGUUUUUCAAUUUAUCUGCCGAUAAGAACGGUCUGAUGGAUGCAAGCUAAACGACCUUACUGUUGGUACCAUUCGUACGAAUGGAAAUUGCCUUUUUCCAUCCGUAGACAUUCGAGUAUGACACCGUAUCAUAGAAAUAAUGGACAGUCUAUUAUGUCUAUUAUUUUUAUGCACCGUAUGCUUCGCAAUACUAAACUUACAGCCUAUAGUUAUAGAUUGAACGGGAAGUUAAAACAAUGACACCAUAUACUGUAAAUAUUCGAAUAAACACUGGCUUCGAAGAAACACCGCAUGGAAAAUUCAUGAAUUUCUUCUUUUCUGCAUGUAAAGCUUUGUUUAGUGCCUGCAAUUCUUCGUAAAUAGGCGGUUUUGGAACCACAAAAUCUGUGUUAAUUAAGGCCUAUUUAGACUACACGAUAAGUUGUAUGCAAUUAUCAUUCUGACGAAUGCAAAAGAGGACCUAUGCCACAAUUUUCAUUCAAUUUAGUUCGGAGUGGAAUUUAAAGUGUCACGUUUGUACGUGUGUUCAUACGUUCACAUGCGCCAGGAUACGAAUCGUAUAC